AUUAUCCUAAAGGCAAAAUCCUAUUCCCUGCUCCUGCCUUUUCAUUUUCAGUGAAGUCCUUUUGACCUCCAAUCUCUCUCUCUCUCCCUCUCUCUGUCUCACUAUGUAAAUUUCUUAGCUUAUCAUCGCUGGUUUCGCCUAUUUUCUGAUUUCAGAUACGUAAACUUUUUUGGUUUUCAAAAUCAAACAGACUCGCAGAGUUGAGGACCAGGAUCUAUAUCGCUGAAGCUGACCCCAAUUAGGUUGUUUAUCUUGCAAUGGAUGCUGCAACAAUGAAGUCACAACACCGCCCGUUUUCAAUUAAAUUAUGGCCACCUAGCCAAAACACAAGGCAAAUGCUUGUGACUCGUAUUACAGGAAAUCUCACUACUAAGUCAAUUUUCACCGAGAAGUAUGGCACUCUGAAUAAAGAGGAGGCUGAGGAGAAUGCAAAGAGAAUUGAAGAUGUUGCUUUUGUCACUGCAAACCAACAUUAUGAAAUGGAGCCAGAUGGUGAUGGAGGGUCUGCUGUGCAGCUAUAUGCAAAGGAGUGUAGUAAGCUAAUUUUGGAAGUUCUCAAAAGAGGUCCUGCGCAAAAGGAGGACAGAGAAGUCCUGGUAUCUGAAGAAGCUGCUGCAUACCAUAAUAAAGUUUUUGAUAUAUCUAAAGGCGCAAGAGCCUUUAUUGAUGCAACAGAGGCUGUGGAUAUACUUAGGCCAUUAAAGGAGCCAGGGAAUUCAUAUACUAAGAUAUGCUUCAGUAAUAGAAGCUUUGGUCUAGAAGCUGCCCGUGUUGCUCAGCCCAUUUUAGUUUCCAUAAAGGAUCAAUUGAAGGAAGUUGAUUUGUCGGAUUUUAUUGCUGGAAGACCAGAAGCAGAAGCUCUUGAUGUUAUGAAUAUAUUUUCUUCUGCUCUGGAAGGUAGCAUCCUGAAGUCCUUAGACCUCUCAAACAAUGCCUUGGGGGAGAAGGGUGUGAGGGCCUUUGGGGCACUACUUCAAUCACAAAGUUGCUUGGAGGAGCUUUAUCUAAUGAAUGAUGGCAUUUCAGAGGAAGCUGCACGAGCAGUUUGUGAAUUGAUUCCUUCCACAGAGAAGCUUAGGAUCCUUCAUUUCCAUAAUAAUAUGACAGGAGAUCCAGGGGCUCUUGCCAUUUCUGAGGUUCUGAAACGUUCUCCCUUACUGGAAGAUUUUCGAUGCUCUUCCACAAGAAUAGGCACAGCAGGAGGAAUUGCCUUGUCAGAAGCGCUCAAGACUUGCAUUCAUUUGAAGAAGCUAGACCUGCGAGACAAUAUGUUUGGUGCAGAAGCUGGAGUUGCUCUGGGUAAAGCUCUUUACAAGCAUGCUGGUCUGACUGAGGUUUAUUUAAGUUAUCUGAAUUUGGAAGAUGAGGGUGCUGUUGCCAUAGCAAAUUCUCUCAAGGAAACAGCUCCUGCGCUUGAAGUAUUGGAAAUGGCUGGAAAUGACGUAACAGUUGAAGCUGCUCCUACUGUGUCUGCUUGCAUAGCAGUGAAGCAGAAUCUGAGAAAGUUGAACUUGUCUGAAAAUGAGCUGAAGGAUGAAGGUGCUAUCCAGAUUAGCAAGGCCUUGGAAGAAGGCCAUCUUCAGUUGAAUGAAGUUGAUUUGAGCACCAACUCCAUAGGAAGGGUUGGGGCUCUGGUCUUGGCACAAGUUGUGGUGCAGAAGCCCAACUUUAAAUUGCUGAAUAUAAAUGAUAAUUGCAUCUCUGAUGAAGGCAUUGAUGAGGUGAAGGAAAUUUUUAAGAAAUUCCCGGGCAUGCUUGGGCCCUUGGAUGAGAAUAGUCCUGAAGGAUGUGAUGAUGAAGAAGAAUAUGGAGAGGAUCAGGAUGAUGGUGAUCAGCAUGACUUGGAAUCCAAACUGAAUAAACUUGAAGUUAAUGAAGAGGAUUAAAGGUUUUCUUAUUCUGGACAAGUUUCAUGGGGUUCUAUUCUAGUAGUAAUCCCGGGUAGAUAAUUAUGCAGGACAUGUUCACAGAAUUUUGGACCGACUGUUCUGUGCAAUCUUGGAAUGCUGAGCAGAGCAGUGGCUGUGAGCUGCAAUUGAAAUUAGUAGGAUCUUUCCAUCAUCUUUUUUUCAUUAGCCAUUUAUCUUGUUUUGGUUAGUGCUGCAACAAGAUUCUGUAGUAGGUUUUAAUAAUGCUAGUACUUCAUUUUCUUAAAAAAAAUUUAUAUUUUCAUAUAA
Messenger RNA from Hevea brasiliensis (rubber tree), 2177 nucleotides. RefSeq names its product RAN GTPase-activating protein 2. Bases 258 to 1886 code for a protein of 542 amino acids. Gene Ontology annotation, molecular function: protein binding; GTPase activator activity. The record is from RefSeq and is a predicted model, not a curated record. Lineage: Eukaryota; Viridiplantae; Streptophyta; Magnoliopsida; Malpighiales; Euphorbiaceae. The transcript is spliced from 3 exons.